AUGUCUAGUAGCACGCCACCAUCCUCGCCAGACGAGAAAAAGCAGACCGAAGAACCCACCAGGCCACCAGCUAAGCGCAGAAAGUUUGCCGCAUCCGGACCGCCUUCCCGCCAUGUCAUGAGGACCCGCUCCAGAGUUAAGAUCUUCCCGAUCAUGGACCUCCCGCCCGAACUGCGCAACAACAUCUACCGCCACGUCUUCAGCGACUCCAUCCCCGAGCCCAUCAAGCUCAAGGCCAUCCGUCUCCCGCCCCUCCUGUCCGUCAGCAACAUCAUCCGCGUCGAAGCGCUCUCCGUCUUCUUCUACGAAGAAACCUUCACCACCACCGUCCGCUCCAACUGGUGCAUCCGCUCCCGCCACUACCACUCCCCGCUCUACCACCGCUACGUAGAAUGCGGCAACGUCGAGCUCCACCCCCUGCUCUGCAGCGGCCAGCACAUACUCCCCAAGCGCGCCAUCCGGUUCCGCAAGCUGGAGUUCCGCGUCACCUGCGUCUGCUGCGACCCGGGCAUCACGAUAGGAGUAGUGGAUCUCGAGGUCGUGGGCCGGACGCCGACGUGGAAGCUGACGAUGUUGAAUACGAAGCAAGCGGAGGCGAAGCUGGCGUUGGAGGGGAUGUGUGUGGAGGUAAAGGAGUUGGUGGAGGAUGUGGCGACGAGGAGGCGGUUUAAUGGGUUUACGGUGCAGGACGUGGUGGAUGUUGGGGACUGCUUUCGGGAUGAUGGGGCGUGA
This is a messenger RNA of Saxophila tyrrhenica, 732 nucleotides long. RefSeq lists its product as uncharacterized. The transcript has a single exon. The coding region runs from base 1 to 732 and encodes 243 amino acids. NCBI's taxonomy places the organism in Eukaryota, Fungi, Ascomycota, Dothideomycetes, Mycosphaerellales, Extremaceae. The record is from RefSeq and is a predicted model, not a curated record.